Messenger RNA from Lepus europaeus (European hare), 2565 nucleotides. Its product is annotated as CCAAT/enhancer-binding protein epsilon-like. The transcript has 2 exons. Bases 601 to 1209 code for a protein of 202 amino acids. Gene Ontology annotation, molecular function: RNA polymerase II cis-regulatory region sequence-specific DNA binding; DNA-binding transcription factor activity, RNA polymerase II-specific. NCBI's taxonomy places the organism in Eukaryota, Metazoa, Chordata, Mammalia, Lagomorpha, Leporidae. The record is from RefSeq and is a predicted model, not a curated record. Gene Ontology annotation, biological process: regulation of transcription by RNA polymerase II; DNA-templated transcription; myeloid cell differentiation.
AUAAGGCAGGAUGGGGUUAAAAUGGAGUUGCUGAGCUAACUGCAUAUUGUUUUGCUUUUGUGCAAAAUGCUUUGGCUUGCAAAAUGCUGUUAUGAGAUAAUUGAACUAUAGCUGACCUUGUGACAUGUGAUAAUUGUUUUAAGUUUUAAAAACCACAAAAACAGAAGUUGAUCGGAAAUGUACCCAACCUAUGUCAUGAUGACCCCAUAUUUGUGCUUACUCAAGUACCUUGUGAUCUGUACCCUGGAAAAACCCUUUACCUUGUGAUAAUUUGUCAUGCUGUGGUUUAUCUUGUGAUCUUUUGUAAUGAUGUGGAGAUAUGCUAAUGUUGUGGUUUUAAUCCUUAAAUACUCUGUGCGGUUGAUGAUCGGGGCCUCUCUUCUCGCACUGCACCAGAGGGUGCUGUUGUGCUUAGAGUUGGCCCAUCUGCGCAGAUGUAAUAAACUUCCUCAUGCCCUUUGCAGCGAUUGGAAUGGAAUUCGUGUUUCUGGGGUCGGUAGAAGUGUGAGACACCUUUUGGGGUCUUACAUUCUUGGGGGCUCAUCCGGGAUUUGAGACCCCAGACCCACGCUCCAUUUUCCAAUCAGAGGCUUUGCUUAAAUGUUCACCUCCCGGGGCUUCGAAGGCUUCCAAGAGGAGCAGUCCCCGGCUUUGCUCUCCGACCUCUCUGCCAUGGAGUCAGCACCUGACAGCAGCCCAGGGAGCUACGACCCUGGGACUGUGGCUGUGAAGGAGAAGCUCUGGGAGAAGCUCCGGGGGCCAGAGGGCAGCCGAAGUGGCAGCCGGGGCAGCUACAAUCCCCUGCAGUACCAGGUGGCACACUGCGGGCAGACGGCUGUCCACCUGCCUCCGACCUUGACGGCACCAGGCCAGCCCCUGUGCGUCCCCGAGGCCCCCUUGGCCACCAUCGUGCCCCCCAACAGCCCCCUCAAGGCGCCCUCCCCGGCUGACCCCUCGCAGGAGGACAAGGAGGCAGUGAACAAGGACUGCCUGGAAUACCGGCUGUGGCGGGAGCGCAACAAUAUCGCCGUGCGCAAGAGCAGGGACAAGGCCAAGCGGCGCAUCCUGGAGAUACAGCAGUACAUGGCAGAAAAUGAGCAGCUGCGCAGCCGCGUAAGGCAGCUCACGCAGGAGCUGGAUAUCCUGCGCAGGUGUUUGAGAGCUAUUAUAAAUUUGUUGUCAUUGGUCAGCACAGAAAUUAAAAAUUAAGGUCAUAAAAAAAAAAGAGAGUAUUGUUGGUAAGAAGGGCUGAGGAAAGAAGAGCUUUUUAUAUAAGGAAAGGACAUGGUUUGUAAGAAUGACUUUAUCCGGAUGGCUAGUUUACUCUAGACUGAAAUGGAAAUGGUAAAAUGUUUAAAGUAAGUCGAAGAGGGUGUGUGAAAGUCACAGAAAGUAUUUGGGUCAAUUCAGCUGAACAGGCACCAGGUAUUAAUCCAAAUUUGUAUGACUUCUUCAGGGAUGUGUUUUCUGUUUUUGUCUCUGUUGUAUUUUCUGUUUUUGAAUUUUGAUGCCUUUUUGUAACUUUGUAUUCUGCGGGGCCUACUUCCCCUACCCCGCAGACUUGCUUCUGUGCCUAUAAGAUUGGCUGUAAGACACAGAGAUGUGCUUGCAAUACUUUUAUUUUGUUUUACCCCGGUGAUGGGUAGCCCACAUAUCCCAAUGAAGAUCACGUGGGAAGUAAUAUCUGGUACCGCUGAGGUUGUGUGGCCCGUUACCCGCGUGGCCCCUUCUGGGAUAUGGUGGCCCUCCUUGCACCCCAGUGUUUGUUAAUUGGUUGUAAAAAAGACACCUGGGACAUCUCCGGCCUGUUUUCUGAUCAGACUCCCCUAUGAAACAAAGGACCGGGCGGAAGCGUAUAUUUAAUCACCUCUUAAUUCUAAUUGUUACCAACGUGGGACAAAAUUUAAAAAGUAAUCCCUUAAAUUUUAAGAUUAAAAUUUGACAAAAAAAAGGGGGGAAUGAGAAGAUAAGGCAGGAUGGGGUUAAAAUGGAGUUGCUGAGCUAACUGCAUAUUGUUUUGCUUUUGUGCAAAAUGCUUUGGCUUGCAAAAUGCUGUUAUGAGAUAAUUGAACUAUAGCUGACCUUGUGACAUGUGAUAAUUGUUUUAAGUUUUAAAAACCACAAAAACAGAAGUUGAUCGGAAAUGUACCCAACCUAUGUCAUGAUGACCCCAUAUUUGUGCUUACUCAAGUACCUUGUGAUCUGUACCCUGGAAAAACCCUUUACCUUGUGAUAAUUUGUCAUGCUGUGGUUUAUCAUGUGAUCUUUUGUAAUGAUGUGGAGAUAUGCUAAUGUUGUGGUUUUAAUCCUUAAAUACUCUGUGCGGUUGAUGAUCGGGGCCUCUCUUCUCGCACUGCACCAGAGGGUGCUGUUGUGCUUAGAGUUGGCCCAUCUGCGCAGAUGUAAUAAACUUCCUCAUGCCCUUUGCAGCGAUUGGAAUGGAAUUCGUGUUUCUGGGGUCGGUAGAAGUGUGGGACACCUUUUGGGGGUCUUACAGUCCGUUGAUAGUGUCCGGAAAACACAAACACAGAGGCUGUAGCAAUAUCUGGGAUUGAGUUAGCCAGA